Messenger RNA from Equus quagga, 4045 nucleotides. It is a transcript of the gene GRID2IP, whose product is annotated as Grid2 interacting protein. The transcript is spliced from 21 exons. The record is from RefSeq and is a predicted model, not a curated record. NCBI's taxonomy places the organism in Eukaryota, Metazoa, Chordata, Mammalia, Perissodactyla, Equidae. Bases 79 to 3177 code for a protein of 1032 amino acids. Gene Ontology annotation, molecular function: protein binding.
GCCGCGCCCUUGGUCCGCUCGUGGGCUCCGCCACCCCGCGCCUAUCGGCACCUGCCGCGCCGCCGUCGCCGGCUCCAGAUGGGGAAGGACCAAGGCUUCUCUCGACACUUUCGGAUCUUCAUCCCCAAGAAGCACCGGGCGCGCUUCGACGAGGUGGUGUCCCAGGGUCUGCUGGGCAAGCUGUGCCGCGCCCGGCGGGCGCAGGGCGCGCAGCGGCUGCGCCGGAGCCGCAGCGAGGAGCGGCCCGAGCGCCUCCUGGUGUCCACCCGUGCCAGCGCCGCCCCGCGCCGCCCCGAUGAGCCUCCCCCGCGCAAGGCCGCCUCGCUGCUGGGCGGCCGCACCGGCCUGGGGGGCGCGCGCAGGACGGUCCGAGUCUACAAGGGCAACAAGAGCUUCGGUUUCACGCUGCGGGGCCAUGGGCCUGUCUGGAUCGAGUCUGUCCUUCCUGGGAGCCCGGCCGACAAUGCUUCCCUCAAGUCGGGCGACCGGAUCCUCUUCCUCAAUGGACUGGACAUGAGGAACUGCUCCCACGACAAGGUGGUGUCCAUGCUGCAAGGCAGUGGUGCAAUGCCCACACUGGUGGUGGAGGAGGGUCUCACCCCAUUUGCCAGCGACUCCGAUUCCUUGGACUCCCCCAACCCGUCGUCGGCGCUCACCUCCCUGCAGUGGGUGGCGGAGAUCCUGCCUUCCAGCAUCCGGGUGCAGGGGAGGACUUUCAGCCAGCAGCUGGAGCACCUGCUCACGCCUCCUGAGCGCUAUGGGGUCUGCCGGGCCCUGGAGAGCUUCUUCCAGCACAGGAACAUCGACACUCUCAUCGUCGAUGUGUACCCUGUGCUGGACACACCUGCCAAGCAGGUCCUUUGGCAGUUCAUCUACCAGCUGCUUACCUACGAGGAACAGGAGCUCUGCCAGGAGAAGAUCGCCUGCUUCCUGGGCUACACGGCCAUGACAGCAGAGCCAGAGACCGAGCUGGACCUGGAGCCUGAGCCAGAGCUGGAGCCAGUGCCUGAGCCCCAGCCACGGAGCUCCCUGAGGGCCUCCUCCCUGUGUCGCCGCAGCCUCCGGUCCCAGGGCCUGGAGGCCAGCCUGGGCUGUGGUCCCAGUGACUGCCCCGAGAUGCCUCUUCCUCUGAUCCCAGGCGAGCGCCAAGCAGGCGACGGCACAUCUCUCCCUGAGACCCCCAACCCCAAGAUGAUGUCCGCUGUCUAUGCAGAGCUUGAGUCCCGACUGAGCAGCAGCUUCAAAGGGAAGAUGGGGACCACAUCCAGAUCCCGUGCUUCCCCACCAGUGCCCAGCUCGGCAGGCACGGCAGGGCCCAGGACCUCGUCCAGCAUCUCCUGGCCCAGCGAGCGGCUCCUGUCUUCCCCCUGCUACUACCCACUGUGCUCAGGGGGCCCGGCCUCCCCCAGCAGCUCCGAGUCCCACCCCUACGCCAGCCUGGACAGCAGCAGGGCGCCCUCCCCCCAGCCCGGCCCCGGGCCCACCCGCUCUGACAGCCCCCCCAGCCCGGCCCCUGCGUGCCCAGCCAGCCGCAGGAAGCUCUUCACCUUCUCCCACCCCUCGCGAAGCCAGGAUACCGACCGCUUCCUGGACGUGCUGAGUGAGCAGCUGGGGCCCCGGGUCGCCAUGGUGGAUGACUUCCUGAGCCCCGAGAACGACUAUGAGGAGAUGAGCUUCCACGACGACCAGGCCAGCUUCGUGACCAACGAGCGGAGCAGCGCCAGCGAGUGCAUCAGCAGCAGUGAGGAAGGCAGCUCCCUGACCUACUCCUCCAUCUCUGACCACAUCCCCCCGCCCCCGCUCAGCCCCCCGCCGCCGCCGCCCCUGCCCUUCCAUGACCCCAAGCCCAGCUCGCGCACCCCUGACGGUCCCCGGGGCCCCGCUCAGGCGCUAGCCAAGCCCCUCACCCAACACAGCCAUCCAGUCCCUCCACCGCCGCCACCUCCCCUACCCCCACCCGUGCCCUGUGCACCCCCCAUGCUGUCCCGGGGCCUGGGCCACCGCCGCAGUGAGACCAGCCACAUGAGCGUCAAGCGCCUGCGGUGGGAGCAGGUGGAGAACUCAGAAGGCACCAUCUGGGGUCAGCUCGGGGAGGACUCUGACUAUGACAAGUUGAGCGACAUGGUGAAAUACCUCGACCUGGAGCUCCACUUUGGCACCCAGAAGCCUGCUAAGCCGGUGCCCGGGCCUGAGCCGUUCAGGAAGAAGGAGGUGGUGGAGAUCCUGUCCCAUAAGAAGGCCUACAACACCUCCAUCCUGCUGGCGCACCUGAAGCUGAGCCCGGCCGAGCUGCGGCAGGUGCUCAUGAGCAUGGAGCCCCGGCGCCUGGAGCCCGCGCACCUGGCGCAGCUGCUGCUCUUCGCGCCCGACGCCGACGAGGAGCAGCGCUACCAGGCCUUCCGCGAGGCGCCCGGCCGCCUCAGCGAGCCCGACCAGUUCGUCCUGCAGAUGCUGUCGGUUCCCGAAUACAAGACGCGCCUGCGCAGCCUCCACUUCCAGGCCACCCUACAGGAGAAGACAGAAGAGAUCCGGGGCAGCCUGGAGUGCUUGCGCCAGGCCUCCCUUGAGCUCAAGAACAGCCGGAAGCUUGCCAAGAUCCUGGAGUUUGUGUUGGCCAUGGGCAACUAUCUCAACGAUGGACAGCCCAAAACCAACAAGACCACAGGCUUCAAGAUCAACUUCCUGACGGAGCUAAACUCCACCAAGACGGUGGACGGGAAGUCCACCUUCCUGCACAUCCUUGCCAAAUCCCUGAGCCAGCACUUCCCCGAACUCCUGGGCUUUGCUCAGGACCUGCCCACCGUGCCCCUGGCUGCCAAAGUGAACCAACGGGCCCUGGCCAGCGACCUGGCUGACCUCCAUGGCACCAUCAGUGAGAUACAGGCCGCCUGCCAGAGCAUGUCCCCCUCCAGCGAGGACAAGUUUGCUGUGGUCAUGGCGUCCUUCCUGGAGACGGCCCAGCCAGUGCUACGGGCUCUGGACGGGCUGCAGCGGGAAGCCAUGGAGGAGCUGGGCAAGGCGCUGGCUUUCUUCGGCGAGGAUUCCAAAGCCACCACCUCCGAGGCCUUCUUUGGCAUCUUUGCGGAGUUCAUGAGCAAGUUCGAGCGAGCGCUCAGCGACCUGCAGGCCGGGGAGGGCACGCGCAGCUCGGGGAUGGUCUCACCCCUGGCCUGGUGACGGCGGCAGCCCCGCGCCCUCUGCGGCCCGAGCUCGGAGACGGACGCCCGAGGCCCGGCCCGCGCCCGCCCCUGGCGCCUCCCGCGGGGCCCUCGGCCACCCUGCGCCGCCGCGCCCCCCGCGCCCGCGGCUCCAGCUACCUCAGCCGGCGAGCUCCGGCCGCCCGCCCGCGGAGGUGCGGGGCUCGCCCGGGCACCCCUCCUGGCUCCGAGCGCUGGGGCGCGGGGCGGAGCGGACCCCGAGGCCGGCCUCCCGUGCGCCCUGGGCCCGGCCUUUCCCCAUCGCUCCGCCGGCUUCCUGCGCCUCCCCUGCCGCGCGCCCGGGCCCUCGAUCAAGUGCUGGCUCCGGACGUCGGGGUCCCGGGGAGCGGGCGCUGUGACCGGCCGGGGAUUGCGAAGUGGCCGCGGCCCCUGGGCAGCGUCUGCGUCCGCCCCUCGGCGGCUUGGCCAGAGCGCGCCCGGCCCCGAGGAAGGAUGUCCGAACUGCCUUUCUGAGCCUGCUCCGAACGGCCCGGGGGACGCCCUCGCGGACGGAGCAAGGACCUCCCGGAGCACGGACCCUGGAGAAGGAGCAGACCCCCUUGAACUGCCGCACCUGUGGGCAUGAGGCCUGGAGGUCCCUCACCCAGCCCGGGCCUCCUGGGGCUGCUCGGAAGAAGGCAGGCAGGAAGGAGAGCCCCAGGUACAGGGACCUGGGGGCGCGCGCACCGCCCCGAGCCUGCGUCUUGGAAGCUGGAAGAAACUGCUGUUGGCUGCAGCCCAGAACGGGGACAGGCGGGAGAGAAGCCAGGCAGGGAUGUAGGGAAGGGCUAGGAAAACUCUCCGUCGGACUGCAGAACUGAGGUUUCUAUCCAGUGGACAAACUUAGA